Sphaeroforma arctica JP610 is the source of this 381-nucleotide messenger RNA. RefSeq lists its product as hypothetical. The record is from RefSeq and is a predicted model, not a curated record. The transcript has a single exon. Lineage: Eukaryota; Ichthyosporea; Ichthyophonida. Bases 1 to 381 code for a protein of 126 amino acids.
AUGGAGGGUCAGCAGGGGCGGCAACACAGAAGAAGCCACGUUGAAGAGAAAUGGCGCGGUGGUCCCUGGAUAGUUGGCGCUGUACACACGUGGGCGUAUGCAGAUUCAGGUUGUACGUUCAACCUUGUAUCGAUUCGCAUGAUCCAAAAGAUUGGUGUGACAGCGCGGGACAGGCAUGAAGGGCCACCAUUAGAAGGAAUAGAUGGCAUGGGGGCUUUGGCCCCAGAGUUAUCAGUGCCAUGGGAUGACCUGGAGGCCUAUUUGGUCAUCCUUGGGGUCUCUUAUGCAUUAGCAGAAGGUCACCCCUUCUAUGUCGUGGAAGACAUACCCAUGGGUUGUGACAUACUCAUUGGGUAUGAUCAGAUGCGGCAUUCGAAAUAG